Messenger RNA from Miscanthus lutarioriparius, 402 nucleotides. NCBI's taxonomy places the organism in Eukaryota, Viridiplantae, Streptophyta, Magnoliopsida, Poales, Poaceae. The record is from the annotation of a GenBank genome assembly.
AUGGUACUACGGUCCAUGAUCGCAGGCGGCCUUGCUCUCCUCCACUUGCUCCUCGUGCUCCUGUCCGCCUCCGCCUCCGCCUCCGAGCUGCCACCGGCGGCGGCCGCCGUGCGAGUCGGCGUGGUGCUAGACCUGACGAGCGAGGCGGGGAGGAAGAGCCUCACCUGCAUCUCCAUGGCAUUAGACAACUUCUAUUCUGCCCAUGCCAACUCCAGCCGGCGGGUGCACCUGCUCGUGGGGGACACGCGUGGAGAUGUCGCCGCAGCACACGCUGGUAAGGCCGGCUUUAUCUUCUUCUUUUUUAACGCUAAAAAUGGCAGGAGGGAAACCAGACCUGCAUGGAAAACCGACACAAACCCAAAUACAGCAGUACAGAAGAUAAUUACACAUAAAUACACAUAA